Nannospalax galili (Upper Galilee mountains blind mole rat) is the source of this 1575-nucleotide messenger RNA. It is a transcript of the gene Vdac3, whose product is annotated as voltage dependent anion channel 3. Bases 306 to 1160 code for a protein of 284 amino acids. The record is from RefSeq and is a predicted model, not a curated record. Gene Ontology annotation, cellular component: mitochondrial outer membrane. The transcript is spliced from 10 exons. NCBI's taxonomy places the organism in Eukaryota, Metazoa, Chordata, Mammalia, Rodentia, Spalacidae. Gene Ontology annotation, biological process: monoatomic anion transmembrane transport. Gene Ontology annotation, molecular function: voltage-gated monoatomic anion channel activity.
CGGUGGAGACGCCGAGCGGCCUCGGGGAGGCGGGGGACCUUCUCCCCGCCGUGCGGACCGGCCUUCUUCCCCCGGUCUUGCGGGAAACGCGGGGAGGGCGGUUUCUAGAGCGCUGGAGUCCGCAGUCCGCACCCAGCCCUGCCGUUCCCCGCCUUCCGGACGAGUCCGGCAUCCGUCCGGCGAGUGUUGCACGGCUUACGGCCCAAGUGAGGUUGCUGUUCGUGCACCUGGAAAAGCAGAAUCGAGGAACCCAAAGGGCCCUUCGCUGUCGGUUUCAGUGGCUGUGUGGAGCAGGAUUAUCCACUAUGUGUAACACACCAACUUACUGUGACCUAGGAAAGGCUGCCAAGGAUGUCUUUAACAAAGGAUAUGGAUUUGGCAUGGUCAAAAUAGAUCUGAGAACUAAGUCUUGUAGUGGAGUGAUGGAAUUUUCUACUUCAGGUCAUGCUUAUACUGAUACAGGGAAAGCAUCAGGCAACCUAGAGACCAAAUACAAGGUCUGUAACUAUGGACUUACCUUCACCCAAAAAUGGAAUACAGACAAUACUCUUGGGACAGAAAUCUCUUGGGAGAAUAAGUUGGCUGAAGGGUUGAAACUGACUCUUGAUACCAUAUUUGUACCAAACACAGGAAAGAAGAGCGGGAAAUUAAAGGCCUCCUAUAAUCGGGAUUGUUUCAGUCUUGGCAGUAAUGUUGAUAUAGAUUUUUCUGGACCAACCAUCUAUGGCUGGGCUGUGUUGGCCUUUGAAGGUUGGCUUGCUGGCUAUCAGAUGAGUUUUGACACAGCCAAAUCCAAACUAUCUCAGAAUAAUUUUGCUCUUGGCUAUAAGGCUGCAGACUUCCAACUGCAUACUCAUGUGAACGACGGCACUGAAUUUGGAGGUUCUGUCUACCAGAAAGUCAGUGAGAGGACUGAGACAUCGGUAACCCUCGCGUGGACAGCAGGCAGCAACAACACUCGCUUUGGCAUUGCUGCCAGACACACUCUGGGCUGUGGAACAUCUCUGUCCGCCAAAGUAAAUAAUGCCAGUUUAAUUGGACUGGGAUAUACUCAGACUCUCCGACCAGGAGUCAAAUUGACCCUGUCAGCUUUGAUAGAUGGAAAGAACUUCAGUGCAGGAGGUCACAAGGUUGGCUUGGGUUUUGAACUGGAAGCUUAAUGUGGUUUUGAGUAGAGCAUCAUUUGUUCCUGGAAGUGAAGAAAAAUGAACCCACUAUGUUUUAGCCUUAAAAUUCUGUGAAAUUUCAAAAGUGUGAACUUUUUAUUCUUCCAAAGACUUGUAAUCUCCCCACACUGAAGUUCAUCUUAAGGGAGGUCCUCGAACGCAUGCCAGGAAAUUGUCGUGUUUGUGCCACAUUUCAGUUGAAUUCUGGUGUUAAUUUAAAUAUGUUCCUCAGCAGCAAUGUAGUGUCAUGUUAAAGGAAAUCACCUGACGCCCCAGUUUGUACAUCAUGUCCUGCAUGUCUCACUCCACUUUUUCAUGACCUUUUGUUACAUUGGUCUCUGUGCUGUAGUGGAAUCUUUGGUUUUGCAUCAGAGUAAAAUAAAAUAAACCUAUGACAUUUGGAACAUAA